AUGCCUCCCACAGCUUCUCCAACUUAUCCUCCUACAUCUCCUCCAACAGCCGCCCCAACUAAUCCUCCUACAUCUCCUCCCACCAACCGGCCAACUAAUCCUCCUACAGCUCCUCCAACUGUGACUGCUGGAGAGCCAUCAGCGAGCCCCACAACAAGCACUCCAACCUCCAGUCCGACCAAUCCCCCCACAGCCCCACCAACCAAUCAUCCCACAGCACCUCCCACAAGUCCACCUACAGCACUGCCUACAGAUCCUCCCACUUCCCCACCAUCAAACCCCCCCACAUCUCCACCAACCAAUGCUCCUACAGCACCACCACCAACAAAUCCGCCAACAACACCGCCCACCAACUCUCCCACGGACCCUCCCACUUCACCACCAUCAAACCCUCCCACAGCCCCUCCCACCAAUAAUCCUACAGCACCACCGACAAAUCCACCAACACCACCACCCACGAACCCUCCCACAGCUCCACCAACCAAUGCUCCCACUUUGCCCCCAACAGAUAUACCGACAUCGUCUCCAACAAGUUCUCCCACAGAACCUCCAAGCAAUCCACCCACAGAUUUACCAACCAAUGCACCAACUCCUCAUCAUUGCUGCAGUGUUUUGACAUCCUCCUAUGAUGGGGACUUUUCCCCUGGAGGAAUUGCCUGUUUACCAAACGAGGAAAACUGUUGCAAAGUCUGCCAGUCAAACUGUUGUGUUGAAAUUACCAGUGAUCAUGAUGGUGACUUCGUUCAGUUUGGGAAGGUGUGUCUUCCCGGUGGAUCAAACUGUUGUGUGAUAUGUGACGAAAUUGGCAUGCCAUCAAAGGCCCCGUCGAGUUUCCCAAGCACGACUCCAACUGUACCGCCUUCACCAAGUCCCACUAUUCCCCCAACGAACCACCCUACUUUGUCCCCCACCCAACCUCCUACAGCCCCACCAACAGAGCCUCCCACACCUCCCCCCACCAACCAUCCUACAGCUCCACCAACCAAUGCCCCUACAGCACCUCCAACAACACCACCCACGAACCCUCCCACUUUGCCACCAUCAAACCCUCCUACAGCACCUCCCACAAAUCAUCCCACAACUCCACCAACCAAUGCUCCUACAGUCCCACCAACAAAUCAGCCCACAAUGCCACCAACAAAUCCACCUACCCAGUCUCCUACGAAUCAUCCCACAGUCCCACCGACGAAUCCUCCAACUGCACCCCCCACGAAUCACCCCACAGCUCCACCAACAACACAGCCUACCAACUCUCCCACCAAUGCCCCUACAGCCCCUCCAACGACAACGGCUCCCCCCACCAACCACCCAACUGGAUCACCAACUGACCCUCCCACGGGGCCACCAACAAAUAGUCCUACAGAACCCCCCACAAACCCUCCGACAGAACCACCAACCAGUGUUCCCACAUUUCCACCCACUGGUGCUCCAACCAUACCGCCAACAAAUGCACCCACAGCACACAGUUGCUGCAAUACUUUGUCAUCAGCACAUGAGGGAGAUGAUCAGGGAGACUUUGUUAUUGGUGAAAUCUCAUGUUUAUCAGACCAGAGCAGCUGUUGUAGAAUAUGUCAAUCAAACUGCUGCGAAACAGUUCCCUCAGAUUUUGUUGGUGACUUCAGCUUGUUUGGCAAGGUCUGCCAACCAGAUGGAAAUUUCUGUUGUUUGAUGUGUGCAACUAGUGGGGGAGGGUUGGUCACUGACCCUCCCACAGAACGUCCCACCAGCACACCUACAGGACCACCAACAAAUAGUCCUACAGAACCCCCCACCAACCCUCUGACAGAACCACCAACCAGUGCUCCCACAUUGCCCCCCACUGGUGCUCCAACCAUACCACCAACCUUACCGCCAACAAAUGCACCCACAGCACACAUCUGCUGCAAUACUUUGUCAUCUGCACAUGAGGGAGACGAUCAGGGAGACUUUGUUAUUGGUGAAAUCUCAUGUUUAUCUGACCAGAGCAGCUGUUGUAGAAUAUGUCAAUCAAACUGCUGUGAAACAGUUCCCUCAGAUUUUGUUGGUGACUUCAGCUUGUUUGGCAAGGUCUGCCAACCAGAUGGAAAUUUCUGUUGUUUGAUGUGUGCAACUAGUCCUCCAACACAGCCUCCGACCAACACGCCCACCGAACCACCAAGUUUCCCCCCAACAGUCCCAGACCCCGCAGGAAGAACAAUUACAGCUGUGCCAUCUAGCUCCCCAUCCAGGGCCCCUACUAGUGCAGCUUACAUUACAAGCUGGCAUUUAGUAGACACAGAUACUGAUGACGACAUCAUGGAAGUUCACAGCGGAGACGAAUUACACCUUGCCUUGCUUCCAGCGCAUUUGUCUCUUCGUGCUGAGACUAUGCCCAAAUAUGUUUCUGAGGUCAAUUUCUAUGUGAAUGGUAGCUUCUACAUGGAUCAGCAAUACUAUCCGUACAGCCUUGGCAAUGAUUAUGCUGGAAACUACUUUCUUACAGAUGUUCUGACAACCCCUUCUUCAGUGUCCAUAAGGGCUGAUCCUUACACAGGUGGCGUAAUGGGGGUUGGGCAGCUGGGAACAUCUGGGCAUCUGAACCUUGUCAUCAUCAACAGCCCUCCCACAGCUUCGCCAACAGAUCCUCCCACCUAUCCCCCAACGAACCCUCCCACAGAAACUCCAUCCAAUCCUCCUACAGAACCCCCAACUAAUCCACCUACUGAAUCACCAACUGGUCCACCUUCUGAAUCUCCAACAAAUCCUCCAACCGACGCUUCCACUGGCCCUCCAACCAAUCCCCCAACUGACGCUCCCACUAGGCCCCCAACAUCACCUCCUACAAAUCCUCCAACAGAUGCUUCCACAGCUUACGUUGAAAGCUGGCAUUUGGUUGAUGCUGACACUGAUGAUGACAUCGGGGAAGUGCGCAGUGGAGACACAUUAAACCUUGCCUUGCUUCCACCCACUCUGUCUAUUCGUGCUGAGACUAUGCCCAAAUAUGUUUCCGAGGUCAAUUUCUAUGUGGGUGGUAGCUUCUACAAGGAUCAGCAAUACUACCCAUACAGCCUUGGUGGUGAUAGUGCUGGAAACUACUUUCUUGCAGAUGUUCUGACGACCCCUUCUUCAGUGUCCAUAAGGGCUGAUCCUUACACAGGUGGUGUAAUGGGGGUUGGGCAGCUGGGAACAUCUGGGCAUCUGAACCUUGUCAUCAUCAACAGCCCUCCCACAGCUUCGCCAACAGAUCCUCCCACCUAUCCCCCAACGAACCCUCCCACAGAAACUCCAUCCAAUCCUCCUACAGAACCCCCAACUAAUCCACCUACUGAAUCACCAACUGGUCCACCUACUGAAUCUCCAACUAAUCCUCCAACCGAUGCUUCCACAAGCCCCCCAACAGAUCCUCCAACUCUCGCUCCCACUAUUCCCCCAACAGAUCCUCCAACCAACCAUCCAACUGUCGCUCCCACUAGCCCUCCAACCAAUCCCCCAACUGACGCUCCCACUAGGCCCCCAACAUCACCUCCAACAGAUGCUUCCACGGCUUACGUUGAAAGCUGGCAUUUGGUUGAUGCUGACACUGAUGAUGACAUCGGGGAAGUGCGCAGUGGAGACACAUUAAACCUUGCCUUGCUUCCACCCACUCUGUCUAUUCGUGCUGAGACUAUGCCCAAAUAUGUUUCCGAGGUCAAUUUCUACGUGGGUGGUAGCUUCUACAUGGAUCAGCAAUACUACCCAUACAGCCUUGGCAAUGAUCGUAGUGGAGACUACUUUCUUGCAGAUGUUCUGACGACCCCUUCUUCAGUGUCCAUAAGGGCUGAUCCUUACACAGGUGGCGUAAUGGGGGUUGGACAGCUGGGAACAUCUGGGCACCUGAACCUUGUCAUCAUCAACAGCCCCCCCACAGCUUCUCCCACCGAAGCUCCCACCGAAGCUCCAACAAAUCCACCAACAGAAAGUCCUACAAACCAUCCUACUGAAACUCCCACUGAAUCACCGACCGAAACUCCCACUGAAUCACCAACCGAAGCUCCCACUCAAUCACCAACCGAAGCUCCCACUCAAUCACCAACCGAAGCUCCCACUGAAACACCAACCGAAUCUCCCACCCAAUCACCAACCGACUCUCCCACUGAAUCACCAACCGAAUCUCCCACCCAAUCACCAACCAAAGAGCCCACUGAAAAUCCUACCCCAAGUCCGACUGAUGCUCCCACUCCAGCCCCAACUGAAGGCUGUUGCAACGAGCUCAGCGAUGAUUUUGUAUCAGGAGAGUUCCGUGUUUAUGGAAGCAUCUGCAACGGAGAUGGUGAUUGCUGUCUGGUUUGUCCCAAUCAUUGUUGUACAAGCUUGCCAUCAGAGCCCGGCCAUGUAGUCGGUGAUAUCAUCCCCUCGCCGGACGACAGUGAUGCGUGGUGCUUGAUCUGUAAUUACUGA
Seminavis robusta is the source of this 4395-nucleotide messenger RNA. NCBI's taxonomy places the organism in Eukaryota, Bacillariophyta, Bacillariophyceae, Naviculales, Naviculaceae. The record is from the annotation of a GenBank genome assembly.